AGGAAGAGAUGAUGCAGCAGCGGUCUGACAUUUCAGAUUGAGUCUAUCGGUAACUACUGAUCUGAAAACAUGGCAACAGGAGAUCAUGUGUCUGAAGUGGGGCUUAUUGUCCUGGGAGACAGUUGGUCAGAAAAGAGUUCAGUUGGAACCCUAAUCCUGGAAAAGACGGAAUUUAAUCCAAGGGAAGAGCCAAAAUCUUCAACAAUAGUCCAACAAGAAAUUCAGGAAAAGGAGCUGAUUAUUAUCAACACACCAGAUCUGCUUCAGUCUGGGAUGACAGAAGAAGUGCUAAAAGCUGAAAUAGACUCUUAUUUGAGACUUUGUGCUUCUAUUCCUCAUCUGUUUCUGAUUGUUGUUCAGCCAGAAACCUUCACAGAGGAAAAAAAAAAAAGUUUUACAAACUUUAUGAACUUUUUGGUGAUAGGUUAUUUGUCAGUACACUGGUUCUGAUAUCGACAUCUAUGCAGAAGAAUCCAAGUUUAAAUCAAAACCUAAAGGAUAUGAUUAAAAGAUGUGGAAACAAUUCAUUCAUCCUGAAAGACGAUUAUCGCAAAGAGUUGCUGAAGAAAAUUGACAAAAUUCUAAAGAAAAUUAAAGAAGAACAAAAAAGCUUUAAAUAUUCAGAAAUAUGUCAACAGAGGGAGGUUUCUUCAGCUGCUGGUGCUUCCUCGCUUGGUGGCCUGCUAAGACGGAGAGAAAGCAAUCAGUUUCUGCCACCUCAUAUGUCUAAAGCCUGGCUUAUUCUCCUGGGAGACAGCUGGUCAGAAAACAGCUUGGUUGGAAACAUAAUCCUGGGAAAGACUGUAUUCAAAUCAAUGGAAAACCCAAACUCAUCCAUAAGAGUAAAAAAAAAAUUUCAGAAAACCAACUUGGUUGUCAUUAACACACCAGAUCUGCUUCAUCGUCGGAUGCCAGAAGAAAAACUAAAAGUAGAAGUAGACUCUUAUUUGAGACUUUGUGCUUCUAUUCCUCAUCUGCUUCUGUUGGUUGUUCAGCCUGAAAACUUCACAGAGGAACAGAAAGAGAGGUUCUACAAAGUCUCUGAACUUUUCGGCCAUCAGUCAUUUGAUAGAACACUGGUUCUGAUAUCAACAUCUACACAGAAGAUUCCAAGUUCAAAUCAAGAUUUAAGCGAUGUGGUGAAAAGAUGCGGAGACAAUUCACUCAUCCUGAAGGAAAAUGAUCAUGACAUGUUGCUCAGAAAAAUCUGCAACAGUUUAGAAAAGAGAAAGGACACAUACAUAGGCUUUCAAUAUCCAGAAAUACAACAACAAAAACAAGUUUUUUCACCUUCUGCUGCUGCCCGUGGUGCUGGAGAUAAAGAAAAGUGGACAAAUGAAUGCCUCCGGAUUGUUCUAAUUGGGAAGACUGGUUGUGGAAAGAGCUCUUCAGGAAAUACUAUCCUGGGUAGAGGAGAGUUUGACUCUAAACCUAGCCAAAAAUCAGUCACAAAGUGUUGUAAGAAGUCCAUUGGUGAGGUGGAGGGCCGUCCUGUUGCUGUGGUGGACACUCCUGGUUUUUUUGAUGACUGUUUACCAAACAAAUCAGUAAAACAAGAAGUGGUGAAAUGUAUCAGCCUUCUGGCACCAGGUCCAAAUGUUUUCCUGCUGGUGGUACCAAUUGGAGGACGAAACACACCAGAGGAGAAAGAAACAUUAAAACUUAUCAAAGAAGGUUUUGGGCAGAAUUAUGAAAAGUACACCAUCAUUCUUUUUACCAGAGGAGAUUUGCUGAAAGGUAAACAGUCCAUAGAAGAAUAUGUUGAAAGAAGGUGCGAUGUCUCCUUUAAAAAGUUUAUUGGCAACUGUGGGGGAUACCAUAUGUUUGACAACAACGACACCCAAAACCGCAGACAGGUUAUAGAGCUGGUCAGAAAGAUUGAUACCUUGGUGGCUAAAAAUGGAUGCUUUACCAAUGAGAUGCUGCAAGAGGCUGAAACAGCCAUACAGAACCAAAUUCAGCUAAUCCUGAAGGAGAAAGAAGAAGAAAUUGAGCAAGAAAAGAAGAAGCUGGAGGAAAGACACCAGAAGAAAAUGGAUGAAAUGGAAAGA
Molecule: messenger RNA, 2051 nt
Organism: Cyprinodon tularosa
Lineage: Eukaryota; Metazoa; Chordata; Actinopteri; Cyprinodontiformes; Cyprinodontidae
Product: GTPase IMAP family member 8-like
Exons: 6
Molecular function (GO): GTP binding
Source: RefSeq, a predicted model, not a curated record